GAAUAUUGAGUAAUUUUUGACUAUUCAAGAUGAAAUCCAUCCUUGUGCUCGCCUGCCUUUUAAGUGCCCUGUGCCUAGCUGCUGCCGCUCCGGAUGCAGAGAUUGUUGACCUGGUGUCCGAUGUCAAUGCCGAUAGCUAUAGCUACAAAUUUGAGACAAGCGAUGGCACCAAGCAGGAGCAGCACGGCUCCCUGAAGAGCCUUGGUCCCGAGGAGGAUGCCUUGCAGGUGGCCGGAUCCUUCAGCUUCGUAGGAGACGACGGACAGACGCAUGCCAUCAGCUACGUGGCCGAUGAGAACGGAUUCCAACCCCAGGGCGAGGAUAUUCCCCACCUAUAAAUCGGUGUAUGAUGGUAAUUAAAAAGGUCUUCUAGUUGAAAACUAGAAAUCAAUUGGAAAAACAAGUCAUUAAAUCGAAAUAGGCUCAGAAACCAUAAUACUGAAUAACCUUUUAUCGUAGCUCAGUUUAAAUAAAGAAUAAAACCAAUUGUUAUGUUCCUU
Molecule: messenger RNA, 500 nt
Organism: Drosophila melanogaster (fruit fly)
Lineage: Eukaryota; Metazoa; Arthropoda; Insecta; Diptera; Drosophilidae
Gene: Lcp65Aa
Product: Lcp65Aa
Exons: 1
Coding region: 30-338 (102 amino acids)
Cellular component (GO): chitin-based extracellular matrix
Molecular function (GO): structural constituent of cuticle; structural constituent of chitin-based cuticle
Source: RefSeq, marked reviewed